AUGUCCUACCAGCACCGCAUCACCCUCCUAGGCACCGGGACAAUCGGCCUCUCAAUGGCAGCCCUCCACCUCCGCCGCCCCGACACAUCUGUCACGCUUUACGACCCACGCCCAGACCUGGAGUCCCAAGUACACGAAGUACUGCCCGCAUUCCUCUCAUCCUCCUCCCUGAAACAAGAACACGGAGACGGAGACAAAGGCAUAAUCCAAAGUCUCCUCUCCACAUCCCGUCUCCGCCUCUCCGCUUCCCUCGAAGAUGCCUGCCGCGGCGCAACUAUCAUCCAAGAACAGACACCCGAAGUCCUUUCCUCAAAGCAGUCUCUCUGGACACAGGUCCAGGAAUUUGCGGAUCCCACGGCCCAUCUGUGGAGUAGUUCCAGUGGGAUUCCUGCUUCGGCGCAGUGUGCUACUUGUUCCGUUGAGGAGAACGAUGUCAAGUCCCGUUUGCUCGUGGCUCACCCGUUUAAUCCGCCGCAUCUGAUGCCUCUCGUGGAGAUUGUUCCGGGGCCGGAGACUAAGGCGGAUAGAGUUGAGUUUGUGAAGAGGUACUUUGAUACUACGCCCGGUCCAUUGCCUCUUCCCUCUUCCACGGAGAAUCAGAGUCAAAGUCAGCAGAAUGAAGGCUAUUACCGCCCCAUAAUCCUACACAAAGAAAUCUCCGGCUUCGUCGGAAACAGACUUGCAUUUGCACUUCUACGUGAAGCAUGCCAUCUCGUUGGCGAGGGCGUGGUCAGCGCGCGGGACCUCGAUGCUAUCGUGACGGCUAGUCUUGGGCCGCGGUGGGCGGGCAGUGGUGUGUUUGAGAGCUAUCAUGCUGGCGGCGGGGAGGGCGGGAUUGGAGCUUUCUUGCAGAAGCUUAUGCCGACAAUCCAGCCCGUGUGGCGAGAUUUGGGGCAGACGGAGAUUAGUGCGGAAGGCGGGGAGAAUUGGAGGGAGAUGGUUGUGCAGCAGACCGAGGAGGCAUAUGGCCCGUAUACGGCGGAGACGAGGAGGAGCAAAGAGGAGAUGCUGCGGGAGGUGGUGGCGAUGCAGCAGCGGAGCUGGAGUGAUUUACAAUAG
Molecule: messenger RNA, 1059 nt
Organism: Penicillium lagena
Lineage: Eukaryota; Fungi; Ascomycota; Eurotiomycetes; Eurotiales; Aspergillaceae
Product: Dehydrogenase multihelical
Exons: 1
Coding region: 1-1059 (352 amino acids)
Biological process (GO): fatty acid metabolic process
Molecular function (GO): oxidoreductase activity, acting on the CH-OH group of donors, NAD or NADP as acceptor; NAD+ binding
Source: RefSeq, a predicted model, not a curated record